This is a messenger RNA of Pelobates fuscus (common spadefoot toad), 4320 nucleotides long. RefSeq names its product calsyntenin 3 (gene CLSTN3). Gene Ontology annotation, molecular function: X11-like protein binding; calcium ion binding; amyloid-beta binding. The record is from RefSeq and is a predicted model, not a curated record. The coding region runs from base 886 to 3663 and encodes 925 amino acids. Gene Ontology annotation, biological process: positive regulation of synapse assembly; positive regulation of synaptic transmission; homophilic cell-cell adhesion. NCBI's taxonomy places the organism in Eukaryota, Metazoa, Chordata, Amphibia, Anura, Pelobatidae. Gene Ontology annotation, cellular component: cell surface; postsynaptic membrane. The transcript is spliced from 19 exons.
GCUGCCCUGAGCUGCCACUCUUCAGCUGAUGUCAUCCUGCAGUGCUAGCAGAAUCAGCUCCAUCCUAAGGACAUUAUACAGACCCUCCCCUGGAGCAGAGCUUUUCCCCUGAAGCAGAGCAUCCCCAGCAGCACAGCAUCCUCCAAAAAGCAGAGCCUCUCCCUCUGGUGGAGAGCAUCUUCAUCAUUACCCCUCUGGAGCAGAGCAUCCCAAGCAACACUGCAUCAUCCAAAAGCAGAGCCUCUCCUUGUGAAGCAGAGCAUCCUAAUCAUUGACCCCCUGCAACAGAGCAUACUCAUCAACCAUCUGGAGCAGAGCAUCCCUUUGGGAAAAAAAACUAAACAUUAAGGACAACACAUUAGCCCAUCUACCCCAGCAGAGCAUCACCUAUAAAUGCAGAGACCCUCCUACAACUAGCAGAGCAACUUCAACAGCAGAGCAUCCCCCACCUGGAGCAGAGCUUCUUCCAUUAAAGGUGGAAACCGAGAUCAGAGUGCAGAGCUAUUUUUUUAAGAGCAGAGCAUCUCCUCUUGAAGCUGGACACCCCAAGCAGAGUGCAGAGCAUUUUUGGAGGGCAGAGCAUCUUCCCUUGAAACAAACAUCCUCCUGAGCAUCCUUCUUAUCAGAGCAUCCUCCCAGAGCAGAGCAUCACUGCAGAGCAUUUCAUGUUGAUAAUAUCUUCCCAGAACAGACCGUCCCAGACUGCAGAGCAUCCGCCAGAGCCAUAGCAGAGCAAAUUCUAUUGCAGAGCAUCUUCCAGGACAGACACCGGAGAGAAACAGGGAUCCCCAUUGGGAGAAACACUGGAUACAGUCACAAAGCGAGAUUGUUCUUGGAUACCUCGAGACGUUCUGGUUUUACAGCAAGACAUCUUAGAAGCUAACAAUGAUCCGGGGAUAUCUUUCUCUGGGGGUGCUGCUGAUCAGUGCAUUACUGCACUCUGUUACCUGCAACAAAGGUAACAAGCACAAGCCAUGGAUGGAAGCCCAGUACCAAGGAAUUAUAAUGGAGAAUGACAACACGGUUCUACUUAACCCUCCAUUGUUUGCUCUGGAUAAAGACUCACCUCUGAGAUAUGCAGGUGAGAUCUGCGGGUUCAGAAUUCAUGGUUCUGGGACUCCAUUUGAGGCAGUGGUCCUUGACCGAACAACAGGGGAAGGGCUGAUCCGUGCCAAAGGUCCCGUUGAUUGUGAGGCUCAGAGGGAACACACGUUUACAAUUCAAGCCCAUGAUUGUGGAGAAGGACCUGAUGGAAGCAACAGCAAGAAAUCUCAUAAGGCCACAGUCCACGUGCGUGUCAACGAUGUCAACGAGUUUGCCCCUGUGUUUGGGGAGCGUGUAUUCCGAGCAUCAGUUACAGAGGGACGAAUGUAUGAGCGGGUACUACGGGUACAGGCAUGGGAUCAGGACUGCUCCCCCCAAUACAGCCAGGUCUGCUUCUACCAGAUACUCACUCCCAAUGUGCCAUUCACCAUUGACAAUGAUGGAUACAUUAAGAACACGCAACCCUUGCAGGCCAAUGGUGAACGCCUGAUCAGAUUCACGGUUACUGCGUAUGACUGUGGGAAGAAACGGGCUGUGGAAGAUGCAGAGGUGGAAAUCCAGGUUAAACCCACAUGCAAACCCAGCUGGAGAGGCUGGAACAAACGCAUUGAAUAUGUGCCUGGGACAGGUAAUCUGGCUCUGUUUCCCAGCAUUCACUUGGAGACAUGUGAGGAACCAGUCUGGAGUAUACAAGCCACUAUUGAAAUCCAAACGAGUCACGUUGCCAAAGGAUGUGACCGUGACAACUAUUCAGAAAAGUCAUUACGCAAGCUAUGCGGGGCAGCACCAGGUGAUGUCGACCUCCUUCCACCUUCUAGUACAGGAUAUAACUGGACACGAGGACUUCCUGUGCAGGAAACACAGGAUAGCAGUCUAGUGUUUUGGUUUAAUGGAUCUCAGUCUGUUGAAAUUCCUCCUGCUCGUCUCCCAGCAGGGGGCAGCGCUGCGGACCACCUCACCCUUUCCUUCUGGCUGAAGCAUGCAGGUGGUGGAGGGAAGUCAGGGAAGGAGGAAGAGGUUCUCCUGUGUAACACUGUGCAGAAUGAGGGCAGCUUCUCACAUUAUACACUGGCUGUACACGGCUGCCGGAUCUCCUUCCUGUACUGGUCACUACUGGACAGUGCUCGACCUGUCAAAUUUCUCUGGAAACUAGAGCAGGUAUGCGAUGGUGAAUGGCAUCAUUAUGCUCUCAGCCUUGCGUUCCCUACUGUCUCUCUCUAUGUGGAUGGAGUGACGUACGACCCUGCACUAAUCCAUGACAAUGGGGCUCUCCCCCCUCCUAAACGCCAGGCCAGGCUAAUGAUAGGGGGGUGCUGGGCAGACGAGAAACUAUCAGGAAAGUCAAAUGGAAAUGAGACAACCAGAGCAGCAGGUGCUGUCACUGGACGCUUUCUGCGCGGUUAUGUGUCUGGUUUCGCUCUGCGGUUGGGGCCUGUGGAUUCGCGGGAGGUGAUCGAAUGUCUGUACUCAUGCAAAGAGGGAUUACAAUACACAGACUUUGACAGCUUGGGGAAAGGUAUGAAGGUUCAUGUGAAUCCUGCUCAGUCCCAGUUGACCCUUGAAGGCGAUGAUCCUACGUCUUUUAGCCGGGCUUUGCAACAUGUAGAAUAUCUCAACUCACUACAGUUUCCAACCCCAGGAGUAAGGCCUCUUAAACUACAAACUAUUGUCAGGUGUCUCAGUGAUGAGGGCUGUCUCUCUGUACCCGAUUUAGAGGGAUAUCUUGUGGUUCUCCAGCCAGAUGCUCCCCAAGUUCUGCUGUCUGGAUCCCCUCGCUCUGCACAUCCCAUUUCUGAUUUUCAGGGCCCCCUUGGGGUCCCCAUAUUCCCAGACCUCAGGAUCACCUGUUCUGUUUCACACUCUCUGACACCCAACAAGCUGGAGAGAGCCCCAAGGGCUGAUUUGCAGUCUACGGAUGGCAUUGAGUGUGCCUUGGAGAGGUGUGAGGUUGGAGUAGUAGGGGAAGAUUUAAAUCUGGAGUAUGAGAGUCUGUCUCUAGAUGUGUCUUCUGCAUGGCAGAGAGGGCUGGAGACUGAAAACAGUUCCCGGAGCUUUAGAAUUACAGGUGUUCAGAAUGUAGCAGUAUAUGAGGACAUCUUGCGUAGUCUGACAUACCGGACAGGAGUCCGAGCGUCUUUAUACGCGCGCAAAUUUCACGUGUCUUGCAGUGAGAUGAAUGGGAGAUAUGUGAGCAAUCAGCUCUAUACAGAGCUUGAUGUAUUACAUGGGAUUCAUGCAGUAUCACCCAGUCACCUCCUGUCUGGCCAGCAGUUUGUCCACAAUGUCCACCAGGCUCCGGUAGCGUUAUCCUCCCACACAUUGACCACUGCUAACCGCAACUCAGUGUUUCCCGGAGUUGCCAUGGUCAUUAUCGUUGUAUGUGUUGGGUUCUUGGCUCUGAUUGUCACAUUGGGCUUAUCACGGAUACACAGUGUACGGCAGAGGGAUGGCAUUGACGGUGUGGAGCUAGAGGCAUCCAACCAAAGGGACCCAUUCUGGGAGGACUCUGCAAUGACCAUAACUGUAAACCCUAUGGAGUCUGUGCAGUCUCGCAAUUUGGCCUCUGCCAAGAGAACCCCUGUCUCUGAACGAGAGAAUCUGGAUGAGGAGUCACGCUGAUGAAAAAAGAAAAAAAAAAGUCACUCACUCUGUCCAUCCAUGUAGAACUGGGCUUAUAUGUCUUGCGCACCAUACAACCGUCACUGGUGUGCUUGGCACAUUCUAGCACUCUUUUCUAUGGGCAGUGUGCCAUGUCCAGGAUCUCUGGGGCAAAGGCCACAUCCUCUAUCGCCCUGGAAUGUCUUUCACAUAAGUUCCCACCCACCCAUUACUCAGGGGAACAACACCUGUCUCAUCCAUUGUUUGUGUGUGUGUGUCUGUCUCUCACAUGUACUGUUACUACACUUCCCGAGAGACUGCAACACGCUCCCUCUUGUUCUGUCUUUUACUCAUUACUUGGAACCCUUACGCCAGAGACUAAAUUCUGCUCCAAAGCAGGCCAUGUGUUUCGACCCUCCUCAGUAGCUAAAAAUACUGUUCACCAAAAAAAAAAAAAAAAAAGAUUUUGAUGAAUUGUUAGACUGCUGAGUUACAGUGAUUUCUGUUCUCCUCACAUGUACUGUCUUUUCUGUUAGUCUCCCACUCAUCUCUCUCUCUCUCUCUCUCUUGUGUGUCUGCCUCAAUGGGGGAGGGGUAAUGUUGGAAGAAAGUCACGACAAUGAAUGAAAUAACUCACCGAUUUCUGGUAAAUCUAUAUAAAGAGAUAUAUAUAGAACG